Molecule: messenger RNA, 4116 nt
Organism: Lytechinus variegatus (green sea urchin)
Lineage: Eukaryota; Metazoa; Echinodermata; Echinoidea; Temnopleuroida; Toxopneustidae
Product: suppressor of tumorigenicity 14 protein-like
Exons: 23
Coding region: 143-2701 (852 amino acids)
Biological process (GO): proteolysis
Molecular function (GO): serine-type endopeptidase activity; protein binding
Source: RefSeq, a predicted model, not a curated record
UAAAAGAGAAGUUCAGCAUUCCUCUGCGUUUUGGAAGAGAUGUGUUUUCAUUUUACACCCGUGAAGGAGGAACAUAUACAGUCGUUUCCACAAAGCGAGGUCUUUCAUCAUCAUUAAUUGCUGUUAUAAUAAUUGCUUGACAAUGGCGAAUGGUCAUCAUUACGAGUCUGGCGUGCCGAUUGUGAAAUCGAAAGGAACACCGAAUUCGGUGAUUUGUGUCGUACUCGUCAUCGUGCUCAUAAUCAUUGCCGCUCUCGUUGGCAUCGCGAUGCACAUCUAUACCUUAGAGCUUUCCAGACAAGGUGGCAAAGGUAUGGUCAAUAAGACGGUUACCACGGAAACGCCGGAGUCGAUGACCACGACUACCACUAUGCCAAUGACUACCCCCGAACAGAUGACCACCUCAUCUAUGGAUACCACAGUGGAUAUUACCACUCCAGAGCCUUGCUUGAUGCCAGAGAAUGUUUCCGUUGAGGAAUUUGACCUGGUGGUCGGUGAGGUACUAAAUGUGACGUCACCAUGUUUCCCCUCCGAGGACGACCUUCCUCCCGGCACGACCAUGGUGUUCAACGCUCCGGACGGAUACAGGGUCAAGAUCUCCUUCAGCGAGUUCAGAUUCGAACCAUAUGGACUGAAUCGAAUAUGGUUAGGUAACGGUGACGUUCCGAGGUCCUCCGAAGGGUUCAUAGGAUUCUUCCAAGGCUACAAUCUCCCGCCCGACUUGGUGUCUGCUGAUAGCACUAUGUGGUUGGUGAUGUUUUCUCCUUAUGAUUACAUGAAUGCUGCAUUUGAAGCCGAGGUAUCGGCCGUCACCGAUCAAGACGCCCAAAUAAACUGCACAGGUACAUCUCAACAAUGUCGGUAUGCUUUGAUGUGUUUCACUGAAGAAGAAGUGUGUAGUGGAGAGUCUGAUUGUCCAAGUGGAACCGACGAAAUUGGAUGUGAUUGUUUGGAUGCCCGAGAUAUCAAAUGUCCAGAUGGACAAUGUAUCCGACGUGACCAAAUGUGUGACGAGUUUCCGUCUUGUGACAACGACAAUGUCAAUUGUACCUUUCGGUGUCCAGAAGGAUUUAACAUAUCCACCUUACUAUUCUGUGAUAGUGUCAACGAUUGUGGGGAUCAUUCAGAUGAACAACAAAAUUGCGCUUGUGACCACGAGAAUCUUCACUUAUGUGGGAGCGGGGAGUGUAUCUACGAUUACAAUGUAUGUGAUGGCGUAUCGCAGUGUAGUAACGGCACCGAUGAGGAAAAUUGUGUUUGUCAGAGUUGGCAGGUGAUUUGUCCGAACAAUAACACAUGUAUGCCCUGGUGGAUAAGAUGUGACGGUGUCGACGAUUGCGGUGAUAACAGUGAUGAACAGGAUUGUCCAGUGUGUCAUGAGAACGCAUAUGAUUGUGGCAAUCAUCAGUGUAUACCAGGUUCUUAUCGGUGCGAUGGACUCCCUGACUGCUAUGACGGGCAAGACGAGGAAAAUUGCCCACCACCGCAACCAUGUCAGGAGGGCGAGUUCCAGUGCGAGGACGGAGCGUGUCUGCGCCAGGCCCUGGUAUGUGACUACGUCGAACAAUGCGACUACGGUGAAGACGAAAAUGCAACACUCUGCGGCAGAGAUGAGGAAGACUGUUACCAGUGUGGAGACGGGUCUGAUUGUAUCCCUUGGGAUUGGAUAUGUGACGACGUAGCUGAUUGCGGUAAUGCAGAAGAUGAGGACGACUGUGGAGAAGAAGGGUGUCAGGAGGGGUAUUCUCCGUGCCCCGGCCGAUCCUGUAUUGCAAAUAAAUACCUCUGUAACGGAAUAACUGAUUGUCCAGGAGGAGUAGACGAGGUCAACUGUACAGCCACACCUCCAGAUCCAUGUGUAUCCAUCAAUGGCUCGGAAUACUUUGUGUGUGAUGGGAAAGAGGAUUGCCCCGGAGGAACAGAUGAAUCACGACCUGAGUGCAAUUGCGGAACCAUUCCUUUGUCUCAGUCGAGAAUCAUCGGUGGUCGGGAUUCGGUAAAGGGAAACUGGCCAAUGCAAAUCUUAAUCAGCCCUGAGAAUACGUCGGCCAAUCUCUUUUGCGGAGGCACUCUUCUCAACCGUCGUUGGGUACUGACUGCUGCUCACUGUGUGUUACCAAAUACGGUUGGAAACUACUACGUUGUCGCAGGUGUGACGGAUGUGAAUGAAGACAACUCUACCUGGCAGUUCAGGCUCAUCGCUGACGCCGUAUGCAAUCCCGAGUACGCCUUCGAAGGUAACUUUGUUGAGAAUGACAACUGUCUCUUGCUCAUGGAUGAACCCUUUGAGUUCAAUGACUACGUGCAGCCAGCCUGCUUACCUGGCUCCAACUUUACCCUCGAUCGUUACGCCACCGCCGUGGGAUGGGGACAAACAGGGGGAGGAUACCCAGCUCCUAAUCUUCAGGUGGUCCGCCUACCCGUGUGGCCAGACGCCAUUUGUGACAGAUAUAGUUACAUCGGCAGUGAUGAUGCUGAAAGAAUAAUCUGCCUCGGUUAUGAGAAGGGAGGCCAUGGAUUAUGCUAUGGCGACUCUGGUGGAUCUAUUCUUAUGGAGAGGGAUAAUCUCUGGUAUGUCGUCGGGACUGUGUCGGGCGGGAGUGAAUGCGCUGCUCCGUUCACACCCAGCUUAUGCAUGAAAAAUUCCUACUAUUACCAAUUCUUUAAUGACACCAUAAACAAUGUCUACUAUGACUAUUAAUGAAGAACAUAUCAUAGAGAGAGCGAUUUAUGAUGACAGUUGAUGGUUGGUUUAGUAGCAAAUCUGUCAAUGUCUACUUUUAUUGUCUUCUUCUUUUUUUUUUAUAACAACCAUUGUUUCCUUUGGGUCUUUUUAAACAUUUAUUCAUUCAUAAAAAAAAUUAUCAAUAUGUUGGGUAAUUUUAUUUAUCACAUGAAAAGAAGUAGUAAGACAAUAAUAUUCUAUUAGAUUGACGAUGUAAUUUCUUAUCAACGGAGUAAUCAAUUUUUCUGUAUAGUCAGACGUACGGUAAUAACAACCCUCUUGCAAGUUCCGACAUGCAUCAAAUUCAAACCUUUUUGAGAGACUAAGUGAUUCGAAAGAAUAUAUUCAAGUACUUGUAGUCGUGCACUAGUAGUCUGCAGAAAGUUUGAAAAAAAUGAUAGUGUUCUUUUAUUGUUUGCUCAUGAACCUUUAAUAACACUGUCAUUUUGUUUUCUCUAUGCAUGAACGGAUUUUAUAUCCUUAUAGAAUAUGAACUGAAAUAAAGACCCUCGUCAUCACACACAAAAUGUAGAAUAUCCCACUCACCAUAGACCUACUAAUGGUAGCAUCAUACUUUGAAUCAUUCAGAAUACAAAUGGCAUAUGUUGUUUGUUGAUAUCCUUUUAAUAAUCGAUGCAAGUUUGAAAUCUGUUUCUUUAUAUACUUGCCAAAUAUCAUAUUACGUUGGUGUAUGAAUAGUAAAAUGCUAAAUUUUUAUCGUUAAGUGUUUAUCCCUCAUUUGGUGAGGUCCAUAUUCUGAUUGUGUAUAAUAUGAGGAAGAAUAGAAAAGUUUAUGAAAUCUAUUGAAUGUCAUAUACCUUUAUAUUUUUCGUACAAACAGUAGUGAGUAACAAAUCCCGGUGACAUUUUGGGGGUAUUGAGGUUAGUUGCGAUGUAAUUUUCGUGAGGUGAAAGGGAAAAAAGUUUAAAAUAUCACAAUGUUGAUUGCAUUAUGUCACAUUCAUAUUCAUAUCACUGUGCUGUAGAUUUAAACGUCUUAGUAAUCCCCGAUCGGAGUAUAUUCAUGUUUGAAAUCAAUGGCAUUAAACGGAUAUGAAUAGUCUGCAGACACAGACCCGUGGCGUUCGCAAUUCUUAUAAUGCAUGAUGCAGUCUGAAGUAGUGAGACUAGAUUCACUGUGUACUGUGGCUGGCUCUUUACAGUACACAGCCCGAGAGUUCACGUCUCAAUUAUAGUCUUCACUGUAGACAUGGUGGUUAAAGUGUCAAGUGUGGGUCUGUGCUUGCAGACUAGGAUAUGAAAGUGGAUACUUGAGAGAGUCUAUCAGCAAAGGUAAGAUUAUUUGCUGAUAUGAAUUAAUUUAUCCACGACAAUAUGGGUGUCGAUCGGUAUUCAUUAUUGAGGGGAAUCCUGAUUACAGGGGGGGGGGG